GGUGCUGGUCGCCAAAUAAGACAACAUUUGCCAAAUACGGACUUAUAUUAAUUACAUAUUGCACAAAAACCGAUGCAUUAAGCACAUUGCAUUACUAUUACUAGUUGCAGAUGGAGUCCUGUAUUUAAACGCAAAGUUAAAAUAAUUAUAAUUAAAAAUAAAUUAAGCCAAUUAAUGAAUCGUCAAUAAUUUACAGUGAACAGUUAAGGAAGCAGUGAUUCCGCGAAUACAAAAACAAGAUAUUAAUUGAAAAAUUCCGAAAUCACAAAGUUCCAACCGUAAAAACUGAUUAAAAACUUGUCUCAAAUCAAAAGUCCUUUGUAAUAUAUGCACCAAUCGAAAAUGUCGUUAACAACUUUGGGUAAACAGAAUGACCUCUCUUUGGUUAUUGAUGAAGGACUCGCUUUGCAACUGGCCGAAUCGCAAGUCGAUAAGGGAGAAGUGCUGGCAAACCGCUUGGAGGAUAUUAGCGUUCAUUUAAAGCAAUUGAAUCAUCUCAAUCAGUAUAUAAAAUUAACCGAAGAGCUGAAUGAACACAAGAAAAAUGACGCAUGUCCAUCAACAUCAAAUGGCUGUCCGAUUGCGUACAUGCAACGCCCAAUUCGUUUAAAGAAUAUUGAAGGCAAAUCGGAAGUAUAUGACAAAUUGCAUUUGAAAGGACAAAAGAAUUUAUCAUGCUCAAAAUCGACAUGUAUGAGCAGUGUUAUGGUGUUCUACACAGUUUCGUCAGAGCCACGCCCUCAAGAAGAAGUGCUCGAACAAGCUAGAAACUUGCUAGAGCAAUAUUUUACUUCAAUGAAAAAGGCAUCUAGUAUGCGGCAUGCGGCUCGCUGGAGGGAAGUGCAGUUGAGUAUUGAAGCAACUGGUGAAUAUCAAUUGACCGAAGCUGAAUUAACUUUUGGCGCGAAGGCGGCUUGGCGUAAUGCUUCCCGUUGUAUUGGACGCAUUCAAUGGUCAAAAUUGAAGGUAUUUGAUUGUCGUCAUGUGACCACUACAAAGGGCAUGUUCGAGGUCUUGUGCAAUCAUAUCAAAUACGGCACAAACAAAGGUAAUAUUCGUUCUGCAAUUACGAUUUUCCCUCAACGUACGGACGGUAUCCACGAUUAUCGCAUUUGGAAUAGCCAACUUAUUUCCUAUGCUGGUUACAAACAAAGCGAUGGCUCGGUUGUUGGUGACCCCAUGAAUGCUGAAUUCACUGAUGUAUGCUUGAAAAUGGGUUGGAAAAGCAAAGGCACUGAAUGGGAUAUUCUGCCAUUAGUAGUUUCCGCCAAUGGAGAAGACCCGGAAUUAUUCGAAUACCCAGCUGAUUUAAUAUUAGAAGUGCCCUUUUCGCAUCCAAAGUACGAGUGGUUCACUGAACUGGAUUUGCGCUGGUACGCUCUCCCAGCUGUCUCAUCCAUGAUGUUUGAUGUGGGCGGCAUUCAAUUCACCGCCGCUGCAUUCAGCGGUUGGUACAUGUCCACUGAAAUCGGUUGCCGCAAUUUGUGUGAUACAAAUCGACGCAACGUAUUGGAGACCGUUGCGAAUAAAAUGAAACUUGAUACACACACAACUUCUUCCUUGUGGAAAGAUAAAGCUCUGGUUGAAGUUAAUUUGGCUGUCUUGCACUCAUUCCAAACUCGCAAUAUUACAAUUUUGGAUCACCACACGGCUAGUGAGAAUUUCAUGAAACAUUUCGAAACUGAAUCAAAAACACGCAACGGGUGUCCAGCUGAUUGGAUUUGGAUUGUUCCACCACUAUCUAGUUCUGUAACUCCAGUUUAUCAUCAAGAAUUUGCACUGUACUAUUUGAGGCCUUCAUUUGAUUAUCAACAUCCCGCUUGGAGGGUGCAUGUGUGGGAGAAAGAACGCGGCGAAAUCAAGCCUAGGCGCAAAUUCAACUUUAAGCAAAUUGCAAGAGCCGUUAUCUUCACAUCCAUUUUAUACACGCGUGCUUUGGCCAGACGAAUUAAAGCCACCGUCUUGUAUGCCACUGAGACCGGCAAAUCUGAACAAUAUGCUAAACAAUUAUCUGAGUUGCUGGGACACGCCUUCAAUACACAAAUCUACUGCAUGUCAGACUAUGAUAUUUCCAAAAUCGGGUACGAGUCUCUCCUUCUAGUAGUUGCUUCCACAUUCGGCAAUGGUGACCCUCCAGAAAAUGGAGAGCUAUUCUCGCAAGAUUUGUACGACCUGCGUGAGAACGCAGCAACCAAUAAGGAUAGAGACUUUGAUGUCACUUCCUCUAAAUAUCAAGGACUUAACCAAUCAAAGCCCUUGAAGAAAUUAAGCUUCGCCGUUUUUGCACUUGGUUCUACGACCUAUCCGAAUUUCUGCGCAUUUGGAAUUUAUCUAGAUAAAAUUCUUUGUGAACUUGGUGGCGAACGACUUUUUGAGGUCACAUGUGGUGACGAAAUGUGUGGUCAAGAGCAAACAUUCCGUAAAUGGGCACCAGAAGUUUUUAAAUCUGCUUGUCAGAUAUUCAAUUUAGAUUAUGCAGAAGGCUUGUCCGAUGCCUUCCAUGACGAUACACUAACAGCGAGUACUGUGCGCAUGGUGCCAUCACAACGAGAAGGUACUGUUGAACAACUACUUUCUAAAUAUCACAAUAAGAAGGUGCAACGCUACAAGAUGAAAUCAGCACCUCGCAACCUUACUAAAAUUGUUGAAGAUGAGAAGCCUACUAUUUUGGUAGAAAUUUAUGCCCCUGGCUUGGAUUAUGAACCAGGUGAUCAUGUAGGGAUUUUCCCUGAAAAUCGCAGUGACAUCGUAAAUGGUGUGUUGAAGCGUCUUACCGGCUUCGAAGAUCCCGAUGAAGUACUACAAGUACAAGUGAUGAGAAAGAAAAAAACUCCCAAUGGCACCUUCAAUUGCUGGGAACCCCUGGAAAAGAUACCUGCAGAAACACCACGUGCACUUUUGACACAUUUCUUCGAUAUAACUACACCAGCUCAGCGAGAACUUUUGAACUUGUUAGCAGAUUUCUGUGAUGAUAACUAUGAUACCGAACGUUUGCAGAAGCUUGGCAAUGAUUCCGCAGCAUAUGAAGAGUGGCGUCAAUUGCAUUUACCCACAUUACUGACUGUUUUGGAACAAUUUCGUUCCUGCAAACCGCCCGCUGGUUUGCUCUUCGGUAACCUCAUGCCAUUACAAUCACGUUUCUAUUCCAUUUCAUCGUCACCACGCAAGGUCAUUAACGAGAUACAUUUGACUGUGGCCUUUGUAAAAUACAAGAAUCAAUGUCGCAAUGAACGUUUCGGCGUUUGCUCGGGCUACUUGGCCAACAUGGAAGCGCAAGAGCCCCUAUACUUCUUUGUUCGAAGCGCGCCCGGUUUUCAUUUGCCAAAACAUACAUCAGAACCAAUGAUACUUAUUGGACCUGGCACUGGAAUUGCGCCUUUCCGUUCAUUCUGGCAAGAGUUGGAAGUAUGGCGGGAGUUAAGGAUGCAACGCUCGAAGGUAUGGCUUUUCUUUGGUUGCCGUACACGUGAAAUGGACUUAUAUGCUGAGGAAAAAGCUUGGCUGGAACGUGAGAAGAUCUUGGAUCGAGUAUUAUUGGCACUGUCACGUGAUCCAGAAACACCCAAAACCUAUGUUCAACAGCAAAUUGAAAAAGAAUUUGAUUCCCUCUACCAACUAGUUGUCGAAGAGAAGGGGCAUGUUUACGUUUGUGGUGAUGUUACAAUGGCUGAAGAUGUCUACCAAACCAUUAGGAACUGCAUCGCUAUAAAAGAACAAAAAACUGAAGCGGAAGUAGAAGCGUUUUUGCUGACAUUGAGACAUGAGAACCGUUACCACGAAGACAUAUUCGGUAUAACGUCGCACGUUGGCGAGGCGCGCAACAAAUCAUCACUACGACGGGGUUCACGAACAUUAAAUGCGUUAUAGAGCAAUCUUCGAUCUGCAGAACUCGCCAUCGAGAAACAAAGGUAUAACAAAAAACCUUGCAAAAUAUUUAAUGUUUUUUAUUUG
Molecule: messenger RNA, 3951 nt
Organism: Bactrocera oleae (olive fruit fly)
Lineage: Eukaryota; Metazoa; Arthropoda; Insecta; Diptera; Tephritidae
Gene: Nos
Product: Nitric oxide synthase
Biological process (GO): nitric oxide biosynthetic process
Molecular function (GO): heme binding; FMN binding; calmodulin binding
Source: RefSeq, a predicted model, not a curated record